AUGCAACUUGACUUAUCCGGCCAUACUGCAGCUAAUCCGGCCAAUGAUAGAGGGUCUGUGGCAGUGCACCGUAAACUUCAGACGGAGCAAUUCAGUUGUAAUAAUUAUAGUCGUGGAGAACUUAACCGUUACGUUCUCAAUAGACCGAAGGAUCGGUCGUCAUAUGGUACGUAUUAUCGAUUGAUGUUAAUGGAAUUAGUAGAUGCUGUCAAAAAGUUUAAAAUUGGUAAAUCUUCGGAUACAGAACAAGACAGAAUUCAGAGACUUAUUCGAUGGAAUGUUGCUAUUAGGCUGCUACAUGUUCUAGUUAAUCUGUUGAAAAUAUUUGAUGCACGGAUUAAUCUCACAUCUAUUUUGAAGUAUGGUAGAAUGUUUGUAGAAGUGUUCUUACGGCAAGGUAUGCCCAUGUUGGAUAGCAUAUUCAGACACCAUAGGGAAGACGUACAGGGAUUACUGAAGAAUUUACAACAAAGUACCAGAGCAUUACAACACUUGUGUAGUCAUACCAAGGUACUGAAGGAUGUGUCCCUCACCAAUCAUGUACCAGCGUUAAAGAAAUGUCUUGAGAGCUUUGUGUACAGAGUCAAGCAUAUGCUGACUAUACACAAAUGCCAUGAAGCGUUCUGGUUGGGAAACCUGAAAAAUAGAAACUUACAGGGAGAAGAGAUUUUAUCUCAGGUAUCCAAAGCAGAAACAGAUGAUGAGGAGGAGGAGGACGAAGAUGAAGAUGAAAACGACAACAAUGAGAGUGAUGUAGAAAUGGAAGAUGAGAGCAUAGCCAGUAAUGAUACUGACAUGCAACAAGUUGAUGACCAUGUCCCUGGACAAGAUAUUAGUGAAGUCUAUUGA
Messenger RNA from Saccoglossus kowalevskii, 849 nucleotides. Its product is annotated as Fanconi anemia group D2 protein-like. Gene Ontology annotation, biological process: homologous chromosome pairing at meiosis; double-strand break repair involved in meiotic recombination; interstrand cross-link repair. Lineage: Eukaryota; Metazoa; Hemichordata; Enteropneusta; Harrimaniidae. Gene Ontology annotation, molecular function: DNA polymerase binding. The record is from RefSeq and is a predicted model, not a curated record. Gene Ontology annotation, cellular component: condensed chromosome; nucleus.